UUACAUAGUGCAACUUUUUGCAUAAUCAUUCACUGUUUAUGCGUCAUGCUCUUUUCGGCAUGGUAACUCCAUGUAAACAGGCCCUUAAUUAAGGAGUGUCCAUACCGAGCUAAACUGUCUGUUUGUCUACCAUCUGUAGUUCAUUUCUGUUUGUCAGCUGCAGUUGUUGUUCACACUGCUGAGAGUUACAUUACUAAGACAUGGAUUCCCAUAUUUCUAAAGAAAACUUGAGAAGUAAGAUUGUAACAGAUCAUUUCGGAAGAAAAACAUUAAAUCUGUCAGAGUGGGAUUUGCUUGAAUUGCCUGAAGCGGUGCAGGAAUUAACUGAGUUGGAGAAACUUAACCUGUCACGGAAUAAACUUAAAACAAUACCUGAAAAUGUUGGAAAACUAAAUAAUAUUACGGUACUUGAUGUAAGCGGAAACCAGCUGUCCAUAUUCCCUGCAAGUUUGACACAGCUGAAGAAACUCAAACGGCUGUACAUCUCACAUAACAAGCUAACCACCAUCCCUGAUGCUAUUGGGGAGAUGGUGGGGCUGGAGAGAAUGGAAAUGAGUUACAAUCAGUUGACUGUGUUGAGUCCAGCUAUAAAACAGCUGAAGAAAAUCAAAUGGCUGGAUAUCUCACAUAAUAAACUAACCACCAUUCCUGAUGCUAUUGGUGAGAUGGUGGCACUGGAGAGACUGGAUCUGAGUUCCAACCAGUUGACUUUGUUGAGUCCAGCUAUAAAACAGGUGAAAAAACUAAAAUGGCUUUACAUCUCACAUAACAAACUAACCACCAUCUCUGAUGCUAUUGGUGAGAUGGUGGCACUGGAGGGACUGGAUCUGAGUUCCAACCAGUUGACUGUGUUGAGUCCAGCUAUAAAACAGCUGAAGAAACUCAAAUGGCUGAACAUCUCACAUAACAAACUAACCACCAUCCCUGAUGCUAUUGGUGAGAUGGUGGCACUGGAGGUACUGGAUCUGAGUUACAACCAGUUGACUGUGUUAAAUCCAGCCAUAAAACAGCUGAAGAAACUCCAAUCGUUGUUUGUAAAUGGGAAUCCUUUUACAGUUGAAGGAAUGAGAAGUGUUAUGGAGCUAGAUGAUAGAAGAAUAAUUAACCGAGUAUAUUCAGAUCUCCGAGGCCCAACAAGAGAUAGACUCAAAGCACAGCUGGCUUACGAAAGGGCUUUGCAAGAUGGAUAUGUCACAGUUUACCGUGGCAGAAUAUUACUCAUUGGUCAGGAUCGAGCUGGUAAAACCAGUUUGAAGAAGAGUCUCUUAGGCCUUCCAUUUGACUCUGAAGAACAGAGCACUGAGGGGAUUGAAGUGGAUCCUUCACAGUGUGAAAUUGAUGUUGACCAAGCUGCAAGGAACUGGCAGUCCAUUGGUUGAGGAUAAAGGAGAUUACCCAUCAGUAGAUGAUGCUAUGCACAACAUUAGCAUUGAACACUCAAUGGACUGC
Pocillopora verrucosa is the source of this 1449-nucleotide messenger RNA. NCBI's taxonomy places the organism in Eukaryota, Metazoa, Cnidaria, Anthozoa, Scleractinia, Pocilloporidae. The record is from RefSeq and is a predicted model, not a curated record.